Messenger RNA from Polistes canadensis, 7339 nucleotides. RefSeq lists its product as uncharacterized. Gene Ontology annotation, cellular component: beta-catenin-TCF complex. Gene Ontology annotation, biological process: regulation of transcription by RNA polymerase II; canonical Wnt signaling pathway. The record is from RefSeq and is a predicted model, not a curated record. The coding region runs from base 288 to 5363 and encodes 1691 amino acids. The transcript is spliced from 15 exons. Gene Ontology annotation, molecular function: DNA-binding transcription factor activity, RNA polymerase II-specific; RNA polymerase II cis-regulatory region sequence-specific DNA binding. Lineage: Eukaryota; Metazoa; Arthropoda; Insecta; Hymenoptera; Vespidae.
UUUCGCUUUGUGCGCACCGGGGCGGCGGUACAUCAAAGCCUUCUAGUUCCCGCUCCGGCCUUUGACGGCUGCGUCGCGGCCGCUCGCUCAGUCAUCGCUCGGUAGGCGAAGCCACCACGCCGCGCGGAUGAGCUCGACGUCGUUGUCCUCGCGAAUCCUCGUCGGCCGGGAUCUGCGAGAUCUCCUUUCCCACCAACAGAUCUCCUUUCCUCCUCGGAACUCGAUCGAGUUCGACAGUGUUCCUAACCUUAAUACUCUUUCUAUUCAUACGACCAAGAGAUAAGGGGAUGUCUCCUCGCGGGAGCAAGUGCGCGCGUGUUAGCGGUAGCAAAGCUGUGCCCGCCUUACAAAAAGAUCGUAGGGUUUCGAGAGAGGAAUCUAGAACCUUCGAGGCUGCUGACCAGAAGGAACGUCGGGAGCAAGAACGAGAACGCCAACAGCAGCAGCAACAGUCGGCCGAGGACAAGAAGAAGAAGGCAUCAACGAUGACGAUGAAAAGACGGAAGAGGAAGAAGAGGAAGAGAAAACCAGGCCGAGCGAAGACGACGCCAGAGACAGACGCGGUGGCGGCGGCGGCGGCGGCGGCAACGGCGGCGACGGUCUUGGCGGCACGCGAGGGUCGAUCGUGGCUGGCGACGCGCAUGCGCCAACCCCUGGAAAGCACCGAAGGUGGCCUCGAGCAGCCCCGUGAAAACGGCACCCUGCUAAAACGACCGUGCUCGCAAAGCCCGCAUCGCGAACUCCUGGUCGAAAGCAGAGACCUUUCUAGCUCGGCCUGUUCUUAUUCGCGGUCACCACCAUCCCUGUCGCCCGGCCUCUCCUCUUCCCCCUCGAAUUCCCCCUCGAAUUCUCCCUCUUCCUCGAGGUCCUCCUCGGUAGCGUCGAGUAGCGAAAGAUCUUCGAUUGGUGGUAGUCGAUCGAAAACGUCCAAGAACUCACGAAAACGGCUACUUUGCAGAGACCGGAAACGGAAGGAAACGAGCCGCCGCGGUAGCCGCGAGUGUGCACGACCACCGGAGACUAAGAAGGAAGGAGGGAAGGUGGAGGUAGAGGAGGAAGAGGAGGAGGAAGAGGAGGAGGAGGAGGAGGAAGAAGAGGAGGAGGAGGAGGAGGAGGAGGUGGGAUCAGUGGGGAAACUCCAGACUCGAACCGAGCCACCGGUAACGUCGACUCCACCGAAUCCACCACCCACACCCUCUUCCUCUUCCACUGCGAUCCCAGCAGCUGCUCCCUUGCCCUCUCCCUCGCCGGCUACUUCACCCUCGGCUUCUUCCGAAGUUCUCGCCGCCUCUUCUCCGUCCUCCUCUUCGUACCGUGCCGAUUCUAGAAAUGAAAUCUCUGGACCGCGUCCGACCACUACCUCCUCGUCGACCACCUCCUCCUCCACGGCCUCCUCGUCGCCUUUAGAAAGUAUCAGAAGCGCCUUGGAGUGCUACGAUCGGAGCAGAAUCUAUUUGGCGCACGUUUCCUUUUUGGAUUGGCGCGAUUUGCCUGGGAGACGACGUGGACACCUAGAGGAACACCGAAACCUUCAUCAUGGUGCUGCCUCGAGGAGUUCCUCCGAGAGGUCUUCCGGGGAAAGGGUCUGGGUUGUUGGGGCUGCCGACCAUGACGGACAUCAUAGGACUAGAUUGUUAGUGGCCGGUCGUCACUGGAGACCGCGUUGUCUCAGACGAGUGAAUAUGCUCAGCCAACCGGUGGUAUAUGCCGGCGGGGGAAGGGGUUCCCUGACAGCUGAUCUCUUUCUUUGGUGGUUUCACCGAGAGUUUGCCGUAACGGCGAUGGCCAUGCACCCCGACGGCGCAGUCCUCGUGGCCGAGAGCGCGGAUUACUUGCCCCCCGAAGGUGAUUGCGUUGCGGCCGACGGUCUGGUCAGAUUGUUCGUCGUACCAAAAGAUUGUCUCGAGACUAGAAUCGUCGUUAGGGAGUUAAGAGUUCGGUUAGCCAUCGGAGCGCUUACCAGAGUCUAUCACGAUGUCUACCGUACUAAACUCUCUACGUUCGAACGGGAGGACGAUCGAUUGGAAACGUUCCUUAAACGGUUUACCUUGAAGGAAGCUUUCGCGGAUCUGCACCGAGCCUGGUUGAGCGUACGUUCGGAAACGUUUGCCAGAAGUUGGGCCUUACCGAGAGAACGAGAAGAAGUCGAGGCACGGAUAGGUGGUCGGUCCAACGUUGCAGGAAACAACUCGGUUCUUCGUACCAUCGUCGCUUCGGCGGAAAGAGAAGAGGACAGGAUGCUCUUGGACGAACUACGUGGGCUCGCUGGAGAACUCGGUCUCAAGGUCGGCGACGAGGAACUCGCUCGAUGGAUCAUGGACGGAGAAGAACGUAGCACUUCUUGCCGACGUUUCGAUACCAUCGAUCUCGAGCCUGAUCAUCAAUCUCGUCUCGUCAAGAUCGAAGCCGAACACAAGUCGAGCACCGAUCAAGAAGCCGAAUACGAACAAGAGGAGGAUGACAACGAAGAGGAGGAAGAGCCGACAGCCGAGGAAACCGUAGGACUACUCACGAGAGUUCUCACGUGGAUGGAAAGGGAACCUUUGGAUCCUGGACUUCUUCUAGCAGUUAGAUCGAUGCGCGAUAUAGCUGCGAUUAUGGCAAGCAAGAUGGGCCUAGCAGGGACGCAUCCAAGCGGGCUGCCCUUCUUCUGUCCGAACGGUGAUCACCUGACGCAACCACCGCCCGCCCACAUGGGUAUACCUCCGUAUGGGGCUUUGGAUGCUGGCAAAGCUGCCGCUGCGGCCGGUCUGACUAGGGCGCCGAUGUAUCCCUUUUCUACGGGCCAAUAUCCAUACCCCAUGCUUAGUCCGGAAAUGACGCAAGUCGCUGCUUCUUGGCAUACACCAAGCAUGUACCCUAUUUCACCAGCGAGUGCUGGAUUUCGAAGUCCGUAUCCAACGAGUUUACCCAUUUCGAGUACGAGUUUAUCAACCGAUCUGUACCGAUUUUCGCCGACGGGUUUGAUGCCACCUCAUCACGGAUUGGGUCCUCACGCCCACGCGUUGGCGUCCCACGCAUUGGUGUCUUCCGCGCCGAAAACGGAUCAUUCUACCCUGGAUCACAAUCACAGACGUUGUUGUUGGGAUUCCUUCGAGAUCGCUCGAGAGAGACGAUCGGACCCCUUCGGACACUAUCGGCAGGAACGCGACAUCAGCACCUUGACCCUCGACCUCGAUCCGUUCAUAAACCUCGUCGCGGCGCAAGUGGGACGACCCAGCCACGCGAGGACGCAAAGAUCGACGGUAGCGCCUCAUGGUGGCCCGCCAAAAGGGCCAAGAAAAAAAGGGUUCGCAAUUCUCAAUAGAAACGACGACCACAACAACAACAAAAAACUAAGAGAGGACCAUGAUAUGGUUUUAGAAGGGGGUAGUAGAGGGAAACACUCGGUGGUAGACGGUAGAAAGACAAUAAAAGGAAGGAGGAGGAGGGGUGGUGUUGUCGGCGAUGGUGAGAGGGGUCGGGGGGGAGAGUACGAGGAUAAAACCGUAAGAGGACACAUGGCGAUGGAGCCCGAGUGUCUGGAGCCUUUGAACUUGGUGAUUAAGAAAGACGAUACUGGUAGAGGAGGAACCGUGAUCGAGGAAGAAGAAGAACGGAUCGGCGGCAAGUCGAUGAACGCGAUCGACGAGGAAGAGGAGGAGGAGGAGAGCACGGACUCGACGAGGAUGAUCGAGAACAACGUGACGACGAUAUUGCAGGACGCCUGCAAGGCCGGGGGAGAAUCUGGUUUACCUAUCGCCGAUCAAAAGAUUCUCACGGCCCUCUACAUGAGUAGCCUGAUGAACAUGUCGAACGCCAGCACCCUGCCGCGGAACGUAACUUCGUCGUCGGCCCCGUACGCGGCGCAGCACAACUUGGUUCAGUUGCUGGCCAUGCUCGAGGCGCGACACCGCGUGUGGCAACAAAUGAACAACUGGCCAACGCCGCAAAACUUUUUGAGAAACCCCUUGGGCCUACCUUCGCAACCUUAUUUCGCGGACUCGCCGAGCGCUAAUCAGCUCACCGAACAAUUGUGCACCUCGCAAAAUCCCGCGCCGUCCUUUCCUUUAUCCUCCGCGAAGGCCGAACCUUCCAACCACGAGACGAAACAACCAUAUUUCAAACGGUCUACGAUAGAACAGAAAAAUUCAGCCUCGUUACCCGCGGACAACGCGAAAAACCAAGAUACAGGACAACAAAACAAUCAAGAUAAAAAGAAACCCCAUAUAAAAAAGCCUCUGAACGCAUUUAUGCUCUACAUGAAGGAGAUGAGGGCAAAAGUAGUGGCGGAGUGUACCUUAAAAGAAAGCGCUGCCAUCAACCAAAUAUUAGGAAGACGAUGGCACUCGCUAAGCCGGGAGGAGCAGGCGCGGUAUUAUGAGGCGGCCAGGCAGGAGCGCCAUCUGCACCAGCAACGAUACCCCGGCUGGAGUGCCAGGGAUAACUACGGAUAUGGCAGCAAGAAGAAGAAGAGGAAGAAAGAGCGCUCCGCAGAUCCCACCGGAGGUAACAAUAUGAAAAAAUGCCGUGCAAGGUAUGGAUUAGACCAACAGAGCCAAUGGUGCAAACCAUGCAGCCCAGUGGAGCAUGGAGCGGGGAUGGGCAUCCACGCGAGUAUAAUCCAUCAUGGUGUGGGAAGUAGCGCGGGGUCCGGGGUCGGGGCUGGAGGUGGUGGAGGGACGGUUGGGGCGACCACUGCCCCGCCAAACACCAACACUGCCUCCAAUACCUCCUCACCUCAGCAAGAACCCACUUAUGUUAAUCUCUACAUGGCAUUUGCUACGAGUGAAUCGUAUCGAGCAGAACGUAAGAAGAAAUGUGUCAGGUACAUGGGGGAGGGAGGAGAAGGCGACGGCGAGGCCGACGGCGAAGGUGAGGACGAUCAUUCGGAGGAUAAUUUAGGGAGCGUGGGGGAGGCAGGUACACCCGAGGAAGACGAAUCCUUGAGCAGUCCUGGGGGUUUGUCAGCAUUGUCGAGUUUGGCCAGUCCAUCGUUGGUGUUACCAUCGCCAUCGAGUCUAGCCAGCCCGUGUCCGUGCCCUUUGACACCUCCAGUGCCUCCUCCGCCAUUACCGAACCCGAGUAGCCAACAGCAACAACAGCAACAACAGCAACAACAACAACAACAACAACAACAACAACAACAACAACAACAACAACAGCAACAGCAGCAUCAGCAGCAGCAGCAACAGGUUCAAGUACAGGGCCAACAGCAGCAGCAGCAACAGCAGCAGCAGCCGCAUCGUAAUCCAGUUGGUACGAAUCCUCACGACAUCAACAAUCCGUUAAGUGUAAAUCAACUUACCGGUCAGUGUAUAAAAAGUGAAGUUGUACCAACCCCACCCUCGGGUCCCUCCAAUCCAGCGAUCAGCGUUACGUAGCCCCGGGUGGACCCACGUGACAAGACUGUUGCAACACACGGUGUCAUCCAAGGGGUCCAUCUACGUAUCUACUGUGCGCGACAGAGAGGCUGGACGAUGACGAUGACGAUGACGAUGACUAUGACGGUUCAUUUGGAGAGACUUAUUAGUUCGAUCGAUAAUCUAACCACGUUAUUGGACAAAAUGGUUAAAUGUUCGUUCGUUACUACUCCUACGACGACUACUCUUCCCUCUCGUAGAUCGACGACGUUCAUCGUGGAAAAACGUGGACGAAUCGACGAGAAACGAUUGGAAAGGAAAAGAAGAAGAAAAGAGAAACUACGAAGAGUAAAAAGAAAGAGAAGAAGAAGAAGAAGAGGAAGAAGAAGAAGAAGAAGAAGAAGACAAGGAACGAGGAAGAGUAUCUCAACAAUUGUCGUCCUCGUCGUCGUCGACGCCAUAGCGAAGAAGAAUUUCAUUCUCCUUCGAAUUCGGUUCUUCGCCAUUUUUUAUUAUCGUCGUCUCUUGUGUUGUUUCUAGCGAAAUAUACAAAAAAAAAAAAUUAUUAAAUAAUAAUACUAAAUAAAAUAAAUAAAAUAAAUAAAAUAAAAUAAAAUAAAAUAAAAUAAAAUAAAAUAAAUAAAUAAAAAACAUGAUGAGAGAAAAUACGGGACGGACGAAAUUGUAGUAUCUCCGAGAGUUUUUGAUCGAGGAAAAAGCAACGUCGUCGUUUAAACGAACGUUCUUCUCGUAAAAACACGCGCGCGUAUAGGAACGUAUAUAUAUAUAUAUAUAUAUAUAAAUCUAUAUAUACACACUUAUAUAAUAUGCACGAUAUGUGGGACGAAUGGGAGUACUACUUCCAAGGAGAGAGAUUCUCGUUCGGUGGAUUAAAAUUGUCCAAAAAAAUAUGUGCCAGCAACUAACUAAAUAGUGUAUCAUCUCUGUGUGGUCUGUGCGUUUGUUUUUUUGCGUACGUUUUCUUCGCCGAAAACAACAACAACCAACAACAACAACAAAAAAAGAAAAGAAAUGAAAAGAAAAAGAGAAAAAUUAUCGCGAGAAGAAAAGCCAGAGAAAAGGAAAGAAGAGGGCGCGAACCGGACACCCCCGUCAUCGUGUUGUAUCUCGCGUUUCGAACGAUUCUACGUACAUAAUACAUGUAUCUAAUUACAAUUGUGUAUUAGUCGUCCCUCUCUCCUCCUCUCGACUGUCUUCUUCAUUUACCGUGCCAAAGCGCUUCUCGGCUCUACAGGAUUUGAUGAUUAUGCGUGCGAUGACCGAGAGCGAACGAUGAUCCUAUCGAUCAUCAAAAAACAAAAGGGAGACAAGCAUCAUAUGCUGCUCUGAAAUCUAAUCGUUACUUAUCUUUUCAUAUUAUUCUUCUACUUCCUCGUCAUCAUCAUCAUCACCACCACCACGACCAUCACCAUCACAAUCACCACCACCGUCAUCAACAUUAUCAGCAUCGUUUUUAGUUUUACGUUAGUCAUUUGUUUGUUGUUCCCCCAUUAUUAGUCCUCUUCCUCUUCCUCCUCCUCCAACAAGGCUCCAGACGGUCAAAACACAGAAGCAUCACGAACGAAAGGAUUAUUUUCAUUUUGUUGUAUAUAUAUAUCGUCUUCGAUAAUUUCUCGAUCUUCAAACAUCGAGCUAAAGAAAAUUGUACGAUAGAUUAAGAAUGAUGAGUGCGAGAGAAAAUAAUUAAUGCGUGUACUAUCUCAAAGUGUAUCUGGGGUGGUUUAUUAUUAUUACAAACGCGUGCGACAAAGAUGAACGAAAGCGGACAAAACUUUUCCUUUUUUAUUUUUUUUAUUUAACGAAGAAAAAGUAUGCUGUAGAGAAGUACUCAGGACCAAGCACGUAUCAUAGAAAAUGAAUAAUGAAAAUUAAAAAGAAAAAAGAAAAAAAAUGAGAGAGAGAGAGAGAGAGAGAGAGAGAACGAGAACGAGAAUGAGCGCCGACGAGGGAAAACUGCAGCUCGUAGUCCUUGUUAC